AUGAAGAGCAGUUUUAUAGUCCAUAAUGAUACGUUGUAUUAUCUGCGUAAACUUCCAGACAAAGUUGGUUCAAAACAAAUGCUCAAGGUACCUGAGAUCGAAGACCUAAUCACUGAAGCAAGGAAAACACACUAG
Blumeria graminis f. sp. triticale is the source of this 135-nucleotide messenger RNA. The record is from the annotation of a GenBank genome assembly. NCBI's taxonomy places the organism in Eukaryota, Fungi, Ascomycota, Leotiomycetes, Helotiales, Erysiphaceae.